This is a messenger RNA of Lindgomyces ingoldianus, 1748 nucleotides long. RefSeq lists its product as uncharacterized. Gene Ontology annotation, biological process: molybdate ion transport. The record is from RefSeq and is a predicted model, not a curated record. The coding region runs from base 98 to 1489 and encodes 463 amino acids. The transcript has a single exon. Gene Ontology annotation, molecular function: molybdate ion transmembrane transporter activity. NCBI's taxonomy places the organism in Eukaryota, Fungi, Ascomycota, Dothideomycetes, Pleosporales, Lindgomycetaceae.
CGCAGCUGUAAUAUCAUGAUAUUCCCUUCCUAUAGUUCCUGAGCUCGCCUCUGCUACAUUUCUCUUUCUCUAUCUUUCUGGUCUAUUGUUCCACGAUAUGGUGAUGUUCGCACUGAACCCCCUUCCCCACCUUCAGCGGAUACACAAAUACAAUGUCGAGACCUUCAGAUCCCAGCCUCUCGCUGAGCUCUCUGGCUCGCUCGGAGACCUCGGAACACUCCUUCCACUCAUGACGGCCCUGGUUCUUACGCGCUCAAUCUCGCUGCCCUCAACGCUCCUCUUCACCGGCGCUGCAAACAUCUUGACCGGUGCUGCCUUUGGAAUACCGCUUCCAGUACAGCCUAUGAAGGCUAUUGCAGCUGUCGCUAUUGCGCGGAAAUUCACGCUCGAAGAGAAUGCAGCUGCUGGGCUAGUCGUUGCGAGUUUGGUUGGCAUCAUGAGCAUAACCGGAUUGAUCAGUUGGGCUAGCCGAGUUACGCCAGUCCCAGUCGUUAAGGGCAUCCAGGUUGGAGCUGGUCUAUCUCUUUGUCUCAGCGCUGGAUCCUCGCUCCUCGCUCCUCUGGGGUGGAUAGGAGAGUGGUGGGGAGAUAACCUCAUUUGGGCGAUCGCUGCUGCUUUGUUUUUGCUCUUCACUUAUCCUUACCCGAAGCUCCCCUACGCCAUGAUCGUCUUUACUCUCGGAAUUGUAUUAUCGCUUCUGUCUCCGACGGACCAUACUCCGGAUGAUCGCUCUAUCCCUGCAAUUCCCAUCCUUCACCCGUCUGGACAAGUUUUCUGGAAAGCGACGAUUACUGCAUCCCUCGGCCAGCUCCCCCUCACCCUACUAAACUCCGUGAUUGCAGCGUCAGCACUAGCUUCUGAUCUGCUUCCAUCACCUCCGUAUCCCGCUGCGCCUACCGUGACAGAACUAGGGAUUUCCGUUGCGACAAUCAACCUCGUUGGUUGUUGGUUCGGCGCAAUGCCAGCCUGCCACGGCUCUGGCGGUCUCGCCGGCCAAUAUCGCUUCGGUGCCCGAAGCGGAUCUAGUAUCAUCUUUCUCGGCUUUAUCAAAUUUCUCCUCGGAAUCGUUGCGCUCUGGAAACCUAGCCCAAUUGUUGGUGUGAUCUCUGGCAUCCCUAAAUCGCUACUUGGAAUACUCGUUCUAGCUGCAGGCAUCGAACUUGCGAAAGUUGGAGAAAGUGUUAAUACUGAUGCACGAGAUCUUCGUGUCCUGGACCGUGACUCGUUGUGGGAUGGCAAACGGGUGAAGGAGGUGGAUGAGAGGGAAAGGAAAGAGAGGUGGGUGGUCAUGCUCAUCACUAUCGCUGCUCUGCUCGCUUUCAGGAAUGAUGCAGUUGGUUUUAUUGCAGGUCUAGCGUGGCACUGGGGCUUCAAGGCCGCAAGGAGGAUUGAGGGAUGGCAAGAAACUCGAGAUGGUCGCCCGUUUUGGAGGAAUGUACGAUACCGGCAUGAGGAGAGUGCAGGAUUACUACAUGAUGAUUAUGAAUGAGUCGCAUUGAAACUAGGGAUUCCCAAGGCUUAGCACACCCUCGGCAUGGCAAUAGCGUUAGAUUCUGGCAAGGUUUGAAGGAGCGUGUAGUUUCGGUAUUGCUCACUUUACCAAUUCACCUAUUCUAAAUUCUUCCUCCUUCCAUUUCCGUCAUGUGCAUCUCUCGUUACCCCUCAUCCUCAGAAUUAUAUGAGCACUCUAUCUCGGUCUCGAUCUUGAAUCCCUACGGACUUGGAGAUAUUUCUGUGUAGAGCCUAUG